This is a messenger RNA of Erpetoichthys calabaricus (reedfish), 1164 nucleotides long. RefSeq lists its product as uncharacterized. The transcript is spliced from 3 exons. NCBI's taxonomy places the organism in Eukaryota, Metazoa, Chordata, Cladistia, Polypteriformes, Polypteridae. The record is from RefSeq and is a predicted model, not a curated record. The coding region runs from base 80 to 610 and encodes 176 amino acids.
CUCGGUUACUUAUUGCAGUGAGUUGCGCACGCGAUUAUAUUCCAUCGACCCCCCACAGUGCCGGUGGCUUCAUGUCCAAAUGAAAAUGGAAUCCCCGUCUCUUGAGCAACUUGUGGACAGUGUCAAGAGCGAGCUGUUGGCAGUGAAGACUGAAGGAGAUUUUUUGCAACAAGUGUCAAUGUCGGCUCUCCAGGGUAAUAAAAAACUGCAGAGGAAGAGGCGAUAUGAAGAAGAGGAUUCAGUGGAAGAUAAAGCAAUGGUACAAGUGGAUUCAUUGAUAGAGCUGGAUGGCUCAAAAGUGAACUCGGACUCGGAUAACUCAGAGUCCGAUUCCGAUCUGAAUAGGCCAGAGACUGACUCGGACUCUUGCAGUUCAAAAGCUGACUCUGAAUCUGAGCAGCCAGAAAGUGACUCCGAAUCAGAUAGGACAGAGACCCUCUCUGACUCAGAUGGGUCCGAGACCCUCUCUGAAUCGGAUGUUACAGAUACCAUCUCAGAGUUGGACACAUCCGAAAAUGUCCCCCCAUUGGCCAUGUUAGUGAAUGUCACAGGGUCAGAUGGGUCAGAGACAGCCACAUAUUCGGACAGCUCAGACAGCGAUUCAGAUUAGGCCAGAUCUGAAUAGGUGUGAGCUGACUAUGCUUUAGGUUGCUGUGUAUUUAAACUGACAAAGCUUUUUUUAUAAUAGGAAGGAGACAUAGUCAAGUGGUAAAUGUAUUAAAAGAACACUUUGCUUUUUUGAGAGUUCCUGAACAAGCAAACUGUCAUUCCCAGCUACACCCUUAAAAAUACAAAAGGUUCUAAACCUUUACACACCCCAGUGAAUGCCAUUGUGGGGCCAUUAUUUUAAGAAUGUAGUUCUAAAAACAAGUACACAAAUUGCAGAGCAAAAUCCAGUUUUUAGAACUGUUCUGUGCAUGCCAGUCCCAUCACUCGACGUUUAGUGGAAAAAAGGACAGCUUUACUUUAAUGACACCAGAGCAUCUGUGAGUUUCUUCUAUGUUAUAUAACAUGUUUGCAAAAACUGCAUCACAAUUACGAGGUUUACUUAGUAUUCUUAAGCAUUUAACUCCACCACUGUAUUUGGAGGUGUAUGCAAUUUUGCUUCAAUUUUGUGUUUAUGCAGCAAGUUACAAUUCAGGAGAAGACAGACUGCCAGAAACA